GGCGAGCGGGGCCGCGGGUUAAAGCUUAUAUACAUAUAAAUUCAAACAAAAUUUCUCUAGCAAACUGAGUAUCAACAAACUCAAACUGCACUUACACUCAAACCAUCAAUCACUAGCUUUCAAACUGUUCAAAACAGCUGUUUUUGUUUACUGCGUGAUAUAUGUACAUACAUAUUUAUGAAAGCAUGUGUUAAUAAUUUCCAAAAUAAUCGAGAGGAGUGCGUUUAUAAAUUACUGGAAAUGUCAGAUCUUAAGAUACUUUUGGAGUUUAGUGCAGGUGCUGAACUGCUAUUUGGAAACAUUAAGAGCCGGCAAGUAACAUUGGCGGGCAAUGAAAAAUGGACUAUACGCAAACUGCUCAAGUGGAUGCACGCCAACAUUCUGACAGAGCGGCCAGAAUUAUUCAUUCAAGAUGAUUCAGUGCGGCCUGGCAUUUUGGUGCUAGUGAACGACACCGAUUGGGAAUUGCUUGGUGAACUAGAAUAUGAGAUACAACCUAAUGACAACAUUUUAUUCAUCUCCACUCUGCAUGGAGGGUAGAUACUGACUGCCACCUACGUUGCUGUAGUAUUUAUUUUAUUACAAUAUACUUUAACUUUUUUAUUAAAAUUA
Molecule: messenger RNA, 612 nt
Organism: Anastrepha obliqua
Lineage: Eukaryota; Metazoa; Arthropoda; Insecta; Diptera; Tephritidae
Gene: Urm1
Product: ubiquitin-related modifier 1 homolog
Exons: 5
Coding region: 178-540 (120 amino acids)
Biological process (GO): tRNA thio-modification; protein urmylation
Cellular component (GO): cytoplasm; nucleus
Molecular function (GO): protein tag activity
Source: RefSeq, a predicted model, not a curated record